CUCCUCCCACUUUCUCUCCCUUUGUGCCUCUCUUCUCCUCUCUUCAUCAAAGUCGGAGAAAGAGAACCUGAGAGAGAAAGGGGCGACAGCAUUUCUCGCUUCGUCCUUCUCGGAAUCUCAUCUUUCAGUUGUUAAAGGGUUUUGUUGGGAAGCUUCAUUGCUAUGGCUACUGCAACGGUUUCGUCCUCUGGUCCACGAUAUGCACCACCAGACCCCACUCUUCCCAAGCCUUGGAGAGGCCUGGUUGAUGGUAAAACUGGGUAUCUCUACUUUUGGAAUCCGGUAACCAAUGUCACACAAUAUGAGAGGCCUACAAGUUCUGAUGUUCCUGCAAAGUCUUCUUCGGUGCCUCUAAGUUCUUCAGUUCAGGUUCAGCAAUCUUCUGAAGGGCAUCGUGAACAUAGUCCAGACAAGGAGGAUGAUAGGCAUGGAAGAGGCAGCGGUGUUGCGUCAAGGAGUAUUCAGAGUGCAAGAAGUGGAGCAGUUCAUUCUCAUACAGCCCCAAGUGGGACAACUGGAGGAAGUGGUUUAUCCCCUGAGGCUUAUCGUCGUAAGCAUGAGAUUACUGUAACUGGAGUUGAUGUGCCACCUCCUUUUACAUCAUUUGAAGCUACUGGCUUUCCCUCUGAGAUACUUAGAGAGGUACUCAAUGCUGGAUUCUCUGCCCCAACUCCAAUUCAAGCUCAAUCAUGGCCAAUUACAUUGAAAAGUAGAGACAUAGUGGCUGUUGCCAAAACAGGUUCUGGAAAAACCUUAGGUUACUUAAUUCCAGGCUUCAUUCAUCUGAAGCGCUGUCGUAAUAAUCCUCAAAUGGGUCCUACGGUGUUGGUAUUGUCACCAACAAGGGAGUUGGCUACUCAGAUACAAGAUGAAGCUGUGAAAUUUGGGAAGUCAUCUAGAAUUUCUUGUACGUGUUUGUAUGGAGGAGCGCCAAAGGGUCCUCAGUUGAGAGAUAUAGAGAGAGGAGCAGAUAUUGUGGUUGCCACUCCUGGUCGGUUAAAUGAUAUCCUAGAGAUGAGAAAAAUCAGCCUCCAUCAAGUUUCUUAUCUUGUGCUAGAUGAGGCUGACCGCAUGUUAGACAUGGGUUUUGAACCUCAGAUACGGAAGAUUGUCAAAGAGGUGCCUACUCGCCGCCAGACUCUAAUGUUCACUGCAACCUGGCCGAGGGAAGUUCGAAAAAUUGCAGCAGAUCUACUUGUGAAUCCUGUUCAGGUUAACAUUGGCAAUGUUGAUGAGCUUGUGGCAAACAAGUCCAUCACUCAGCAUGUUGAAGUAUUGUCCCCAAUGGAGAAACAUAGGAGAUUGGAACAGAUAUUGCGCUCCCAAGAACCGGGAUCAAAAAUCAUAGUUUUUUGCUCAACCAAAAAGAUGUGUGAUCAACUUGCUCGUAACCUUACUCGUCACUUUGGAGCUGCAGCCAUCCAUGGGGACAAAUCUCAGAGUGAGCGGGACAGUGUGUUGGGUCAGUUUCGUACUGGGAGGACACCGGUGCUUGUUGCCACAGAUGUUGCUGCUCGUGGUCUGGAUAUUAAAGACAUCAGGGUAGUUAUCAACUAUGACUUUCCUAAUGGAGUGGAAGAUUAUGUUCAUAGGAUUGGAAGGACUGGCAGGGCAGGUGCUACUGGAGUUUCUUACACAUUUUUUGGUGAUCAGGAUGCAAAAUAUGCUUCUGACCUUAUAAAAGUUCUAGAAGGGGCUAACCAGCGAGUUCCUCCAGAGAUCCGUGAAAUGGCAUCACGUGGUGGUGGAAUGGGCAGGCCCAGACGUUGGUCUUUUAGUUCUGGUGGACGUGAUGGAGGCAGUUCUGGUGGACAUGAUGGAGGCCGUGGUGGACGUGGUAGUGAUUCUGGGUAUGGUGGAAGAGGCAGUGGGGCGAAUUCUACAUCCUCUAGUGCAGGACGUGGAUAUGGUCAUGAAUCACGAGACAGGUAUGACCAUGGUUACAAUGAUGGUGGUUAUGACAGGGGACGUAGUCGCAGUCGAAGUCCUGCAGGUUGGGGUGACCGUAGUAAAAACUGGAGCCGUGACCGCAGUCGUAGCCCUGAUAGGUUUGAUAGACCUGUAGCUCAUGAACGCUCCCCAGUGCGCAGUUUUCAUGAGGCAAUGAUGAGACGGAGCCAGGUAUCCCCACCAUCCCAACAGCGUGGGAGUCCUCAUCCUGAGAGGUCAAGAUCACCUUAUGGUGAUAAACCCCAAAACCAUUUUGGCGAUGACGAGGAAGGCAUGAUUCCAGCUGAUCAAGAUGGCAUGAUACCUACUAAGGAUAAUGGUGGUUGGUGAUGAUCAAUGAUGGCCGUUAAAGUCAUAGGUGGAAGAAUUUAGGUUUUUUGCGUUUCUUUUGUGCUGUCUCUCUCUAACGGAUUACGUUUAAAUAGCUAAGAUGGAAAAAAUGUGGCGGAGGUGAUGGAGGGCCCGAUGUUUUCAAUGUUUUCCAGGGCUCAAGCAUAAUUCUGAAGGUAUUGAAGUUGUAUGAGUCAACUGUUUAUAGAUGUGGUAGGAGCUAUCUGAUGAUGAUGACAAAGUAUUUUGGUGUAUCAUCUGCCAUGUAAUCUCCCUGCAUAGGAACAUGUGUUUAUCUCUGUUGCCUAUCAUCAGUAUGUUUUUCCAGCUUUUAUAUCAGUGUGACAGUGUCAAGUUCUCCACU
This is a messenger RNA of Rubroshorea leprosula, 2644 nucleotides long. Lineage: Eukaryota; Viridiplantae; Streptophyta; Magnoliopsida; Malvales; Dipterocarpaceae. The record is from the annotation of a GenBank genome assembly.